AUGGCGAUCAAGACCCUCGGAGCCAAAGCUGCUGCUGCUCUUGAUCAGGAGCUCAUGAGUACGGGAGCGUUCUCUAUUGAUCAGCUCAUGGAGCUCGCUGGACUUGCUGUUUCUCAAGCUGUCUACCGCCUCCAGCCUCUCGAGAGCGGCCGUAGGAUCCUUGUUGCCUGUGGACCUGGAAAUAAUGGUUGGUGUUUUCUGCUCACCUGCUUAUACCAAGAAUGCUCACUCACAACAUCAGGUGGUGACGGACUUGUCGCUGCUCGUCAUCUUCGUCAGUAUGGCUACAGCCCGAGCGUCUUCUAUCCCAAACGAAGCAAGAAUGAUCUCUACCAGCGACUCGCAAAACAACUUGAAGACCUUGAGGUCCCUUUCGUCGAUGACUUCUCCUCGGCGCUGAACUCGGCGGAUCAUGUUGUCGACGCGAUCUUCGGUUUCAGCUUUUCAGGAGAAGUUCGAGAACCAUUUCCUGCCGUGAUUCAAGCUCUUCAGGACACGAAGCUGCCGGUCACAGCAGUUGAUGCUCCUUCAUCCUGGGAUAUCGAAGAUGGUCCACCGAAGUCGGGACUCGGCAGUUCCUUUAUGCCUACAGCACUUAUUAGCCUUACGGCACCAAAGCCACUAGUGAAGCAUUUCAAAGGUCGACACUUUAUUGGCGGGCGGUUUGUAAGUCCAUCCAUCGCAAAGAAAUAUGACUUCGAGGUCCCAGAGUACAAAGGAGUCGAUCAAGUCGUGGAGGUUGAAGUAGCUGGACAGAAGCUCUGAGAGAAAUUGUUGGAAUGAUGGCGGAUCGGAAAGAGGAAGUAUGCAGUAACUACCCUUUGUUCGAGAUUUUGAAUACAUAACAGGCGUUUACAUGACCCGACAGCCUCCUCUCAGACUAUUCGGACAAACUGGGCUUGGACACUGUCCGUCACGCAUACCAUUCCGAAGGAAAAGCAGGCCUUGUGGGCAUACAAGCAAUGGCGGAUGGAAGAAGUGACAGAAUUCAACAUAAACCAGAUAAUCUUUCCCGCAGACGUGGCAUGCAGCCGAAUGCUGCGUGCACAUUUAUCGUGAACUCGAGCUUGUUCUUAAAGUUCGAGUGGGUGAUGAUUGAAGUCGACAAUUGAGAAGGGGGAGGCUCGCACGAACGACAUGGACAACGACGUUGAAACGUUGGAGAUGGCGCAUGAAUGAGUAAGUAGGGACAAGUUGACAAUUACCACAGACAAAAGAUACUGGUGAUCAAUUCUCAGGAGUCGUUGCAAAAUAACUUUCUGGCAGUAACCGGAUAGGGCUGAUAUAAAGAGUGUGGCGUCGAAACAAACGUGCCGUCUAAGAAAGUACAGUACUGUGAAGACGUGGUUGCCACCGAGGCCCAGUGUGUCCGGUAUAUCCAGGGGGGCUUCAGGGGGUUACAGGUACCCAACCGGAGCUUAAAAAGGCGAAAAGACGAGUCCACGCCAGGUUGGUUGUCUCGACCCCGGGCGACGUUACCUGGAGGGCUCGUGGCAAAAGAGGGACAUGGUGACGAGCGGAUGGUACCGCACGAAAUAGAAAAGGGAACAAGAGCAUGCGACCACGAGGCAUUUUGAAGAAGGAGAUAUUAUAAUCCUGUGCGUCC
This is a messenger RNA of Fusarium verticillioides 7600, 1606 nucleotides long. RefSeq lists its product as hypothetical. The transcript is spliced from 6 exons. Gene Ontology annotation, molecular function: NAD(P)HX epimerase activity. Bases 1 to 765 code for a protein of 254 amino acids. Lineage: Eukaryota; Fungi; Ascomycota; Sordariomycetes; Hypocreales; Nectriaceae. The record is from RefSeq and is a predicted model, not a curated record. Gene Ontology annotation, cellular component: mitochondrion.